Alligator sinensis (Chinese alligator) is the source of this 2742-nucleotide messenger RNA. It is a transcript of the gene STYXL1, whose product is annotated as serine/threonine/tyrosine interacting like 1. Gene Ontology annotation, biological process: protein dephosphorylation; positive regulation of intrinsic apoptotic signaling pathway; negative regulation of cytoplasmic stress granule assembly. Gene Ontology annotation, molecular function: protein phosphatase inhibitor activity; pseudophosphatase activity; protein tyrosine/serine/threonine phosphatase activity. NCBI's taxonomy places the organism in Eukaryota, Metazoa, Chordata, Crocodylia, Alligatoridae. The record is from RefSeq and is a predicted model, not a curated record. Gene Ontology annotation, cellular component: mitochondrion. The transcript is spliced from 10 exons. The coding region runs from base 155 to 1129 and encodes 324 amino acids.
GCCCCGAGCGAGAUGCCGCGAGAGACCUCCCACCCAGACAUCGCGAGAGUUGCAGGAGAGAGGGCCUGUCUUCCCCUCUGACGUCAGCCUAGAUUGUCAAGGACUCGCCUUCUUGGAACAUUUUGAUUGUUCAUUAUUAUAUCCACCCAGCAACAUGGCAGGAUUGGUUCUUUGUGAACCCACUGAACUUUACAAUAUCUUGAACCAAUCCAUGAACCUCACCAGGUUAACUGAGCCAAACUAUCUCUGCCUAUUGGAUGCCCGUAGAAAGCAUGAGUACAAUGAAAGCCAUGUGAUUACAGCGAGAAGAGUUAAACAAAGUCCCAAAGGAGAAUACCUGCUACCUGAAUCAGCUGAGCUGGAGUGCGUUAAGUAUUGUGUUGUGUAUGAUGGCAAAACCAGCUCCUUGGAAGAUUAUGAUUAUGAGGAGGAUGAAGAAGGGACUGAAUCUGCUGAUGACAGCUCUACAGAUGAAUCUAGUUCUUCAUGCUCCAAAAAUGCUGAAGCAGGCACUGCCAUCCAGUGUGCCAGAGUCUUAGAGCAGUUUACUCAUCACCCAGUUCGCAUCCUGAAAGGUGGAUAUGAGCGUUUCUCUGCCUGCUAUCAUUUUUUGAGAACUCAGAAAAUAUUCUGGAUGCCUCAGGAACUAGAAGACUUUCAGCCAUAUCCAGUAGAGAUACUUCCUGCUAAGCUAUAUAUGGGCAAUUUGAGGCAAGCCUGUGAUCGUCAGAUUCAGAAAGAUCUGAAGAUCAAAGCACAAGUCAACAUCUCAGAGGACACAGCAACACUUUUCACAGAAGAAAAUGAAAAAUUCCUUCAUAUUUCUGUCCCGGAUUCUCCUGAUGCAGAUUUGUUUUCCUUUUUUCCCAAUAUUUGUCACUUCAUAGAUGCUCAAAUUACUCAUGGAGCAGUACUGGUUUUCUCUGACUUGGGUAUAAGUCGAAGCAGCACAGCAGUAAUAGCCUUCCUCAUGCAUUCAUCCUUUUUCCCCUUAAAGAGGGCUUGGCAUCACGUCCUGCAAUGCAAAACAAACAUGAGGCCAAACCGGGGUUUUGUGCAGCAGCUGUCAGACUGGGAAAACAAGCUCUUCAGGACCGUGAUCACGGAUAUCUCGGAACCAAAUUAUUAAGUGAGAACAAUCAAUGGGCAAAGGGGCCUUUCUGUGUGAGCCACAGCAGAACUUAGGCCAUAUGUCACCAGAUGUUGUUUACAUUUUUUUGAGUCAAAGUUUGGAGACCAUAUUCAAGCUUGUUCAUGUUGCAAGUCAGUGGAAAUUUUAUAUAAGCAAAGACUUCUGGUUUGGACCCAUUUUGUUGCAACUUUUAUUUCCAUCAGAAGAAGCCAUUGAAAAGCAGUCCAUUGAUCUCCAACCUUGGAAAGACAAUGGGUACUUUAGCAAGCACAACUACUGUUUCAAAAACAUGUAAACAUGGAAUGUUAAUGUUCCAGAUAAUCACUCCUACAUCCUCUCAAACACCCAGGAAGAAGCAGGGUCCAUGCCUUCAUGUGCAUUUCUGUCUCCCGUUGACUUAAGUCUCGUACAAGUUGUGACCGAAGAGACUAUCUCCUAGCCUUCUGUUUGGAUCUUCACACUGCAGUAGUAAUCAGACUUUUUUGCACGGAAGUUGUACUUGAAGAGCCUUUCCUAAUAUAUGAGAUACAAAUUAAAGCCUGCCAUGCCCAAAGUCAGUACGGUCUUUCUCCCUCUUAGCAUUGUCAGUUCUUUACAGCAGCAGAAGCAGCAGCUUUUUAGGCUUUAGACAGAAUAUUCAUCUCACUGUGCAUCUUCAUUCUUUAAUUGAAUCUUCAAAGAUUUUGAGAGGUCUCUACCAGAAUAUUUUUACCACCUCCAUAGAUGUUUGGUCUGGGAUACAUUUCUCUCUUGGUAUUAUUGCUAAAUGCAGACACCUAACUCGUGACUGUUGAGAUCUUUAUGAUGUGUAAAAACUGGGUGACCUCAAUCAAACACCAAUAUUGUAAAUGUCAGUCAAACAUGCGCUGGUUGCAUUGUUCAUUCACUGCAGAUAGAUCUAUAUAAGGACUUAACAAUUUUGUACUUUCUGAUUCUGCUGACACUUUUGAAGAAGUGUUACUGUAAUAACUUAAUAUUUCAGACCAGUCCAGCUUCUUAUGGGCUAGUUCUUCGCCCGAUGUAUAGUCCUUUACAGGUUUUAAUGGAGGUAUAAUGGUUUAUCCCAGUGGUGCUCAUACUUUUGGCCCCUUGGGCCAGAUGAAUGGUCUGGGGCCAGUCCAUAGGCCAGAUUGGGCCCUGCAUCACCCCCGCAUGCUGAGACUCAAUCUGUCACACGCCACGGCCCCUUGGAGCCCAGCACUGUUUCUGCCCAGCUGAAGCCAAAUCCUAGCCGGGUGAGGGUAAUGAGUCCCAAAGGCCAACGCUGGCUGGGCAAGAGCCAGGCAGAGGCAGUGUAGGGCCCCAGAACCUGAUCCCAGCCAGGUGGAGGCAGUGUGGGAUUCAUGCUUCCCCUGCCCAGCUGGGAGCAGGUCCUGCCCGUCUCCCCACAACACGCACCAGGAUCAUGGUGUCUUGGGGACGUGAACUGCCCUGGCUGGCUGGGAUUGGGCUCAGGAGUCCCGUGCUGGUGGGAAAUCUGAGCCUGCCUGCACCAGCCCUGGUCAGCGGUGGGGGUGCUCCAGCCCUGCCCCCAGCAGAAGGGAGCUGCGGGCUGGCUUUGCCCAGCCAGAGCUGGAGGGGGCAGAACAGAGCCCCCUCACCCCCCCCCC